UUGAAACUAUACAGGUGGUUUUUCAAAUACUCGUGGUCGGGCUGUCAUCUACAAAACACUAUUCCAAAAUAUACAUCAUUCAUCUCAUAUCAUGUAAAAUAAUGAAUACACCAAACAGCUGCCACACAAAAAAUUAAGAAAAUACUUUCAAGUCUAGUGAAUAACUUCAUGUGGUCAUUUGCUGUUUAAUAUGCUUUCUUUUUUGUGAAGGUCGUACACAGAAUCGGUUAAAUCUGAAAUGUUUUAGUUGGAAGAGUUAAAAUGUCUACAUGCAAUGGUAAUAUUUUCUAAAAUUUUAGUCUAACUUGAACAUUUCAUCAAUGAUUGGAUUUUGCACAAGUAUUGGGAGGAUCUCAACUGUAAUACGGACAUUUGCAAAGUCAAGUCCUUUUUGUUCUCUAGCCCGCAACAAAGGUAAACAUCUUGAACUCUAAGUAUUUCCAUUCAUAUCAGUGUAUAUUGAAGUCUAUGGAUGUCAAAUGAACUAUAGUGACACCAAUGUUGCUCAAAGUUUACUAACGGAAGCUGGGUAUAAUAUUGUUCCGUCAGUUGAACAAUGUGACACUGUUUUGCUCAUGACAUGUGCCAUUCGAGAUAGUGCUGAAGUAAAAAUAUGGCGACGUAUUCAGCACCUGCGAUCUCUUAGUCAUAAAACAUAUAUAAAAAUAGGUGUUCUAGGAUGUAUGGCCAAAAGAUUAAAGGAUAAACUCCUCAUGGAUGACAGCUGUAAAACAUUAGAAACAAGUGGUCAUUUCUCUCAUGUCAGUCACAAUAAUUACAAUGUUGCCGCAGAUUUCGUUUGCGGCCCUGAUUCAUAUCGUGAUUUGCCGAAACUUAUUGAAGAUGCUCAUUCUGGACUAAAAGGCGCUAGCGUCGCGUUGUCUCUGGAGGAGACAUAUGCAGAUGUAACCCCUGUACGGCGUCAUUUUACAACUAAUGAUUCUUCGGAGUCAAUUCCUGCUCCUACCGCCUUCCUGUCAGUCAUGCGUGGGUGUGAUAAUAUGUGCACCUAUUGUAUUGUACCUUUUGUCAGAGGGCGUGAACGUAGUAGACCAUUGGAUUCAAUCCUUCACGAGGCACAAGGGUUAUAUAAUGAGGGAGUAAGAGAAAUCACUUUGCUGGGACAAAAUGUUAAUAGUUAUUGUGACAAGUCGAAUACAGAAUUAUCAGUUAAUUCGUCUAAAACCGUUUCAACACUAGUCCCUGGAUUCAAAACUGUUUACAAACCAAAAGUUGGUGGUUUAAGAUUUUUCGAUUUAUUAAAUCAAAUAAGUCAGAUAAGUCCAGAACUGCGUAUUCGAUUUACAUCACCACAUCCAAAAGAUUUCCCAAUGGAGGUUCUUAAAUUGAUUUCUGAACGUAAAAACAUUUGUUCGAAUAUACAUUUACCAGCUCAAUCAGGCAGUGACUCUGUGCUAGAAAAUAUGAGAAGAGGCUAUACUAGACAAGCUUAUACAGCAUUGGUGGAUACCAUUCAUGAAAUAAUCCCAAAUGUUAGCCUUACAAGUGAUUUUAUCGCAGGAUUUUGUGGUGAAACUGAAGAAGAUCAUUCUCAAUCACUUGAACUUAUUGAACGUGUUGGUUAUUCAUUUUGUUUUUGUUUCCCGUACAGUAUGCGUGAGAAAACUUAUGCCUAUCAUCAUUUAACUGAUAACGUACCGAUUGAAGUGAAAAAACGACGACAUAACGAAUUAAUAAUGAAGUGUCGAAAUAAGAGUUUAGAAUUUAAUCAGAAACAGAUUGGCACUAUUCAACUUGUUUUAGUUGAAGGAGUAAGUCAAGUGAAAAAAAUUGAUGCAAUGGUUAACUCGUAUUAUUUUCAUUAA
Molecule: messenger RNA, 1826 nt
Organism: Schistosoma turkestanicum
Lineage: Eukaryota; Metazoa; Platyhelminthes; Trematoda; Strigeidida; Schistosomatidae
Source: the annotation of a GenBank genome assembly